Molecule: messenger RNA, 1005 nt
Organism: Lentinula edodes (shiitake mushroom)
Lineage: Eukaryota; Fungi; Basidiomycota; Agaricomycetes; Agaricales; Omphalotaceae
Exons: 2
Coding region: 1-1005 (334 amino acids)
Biological process (GO): DNA recombination; DNA repair
Cellular component (GO): chromosome; cytoplasm
Molecular function (GO): four-way junction helicase activity; 3'-5' DNA helicase activity
Source: RefSeq, a predicted model, not a curated record
AUGCAUUUGACGAUUUUUGCUAACAACAAAGCUCUCAAGGUACUGGAUAACCAAACAGCUGAGCUCAAGGAGUCUUUCACUGGCAUUGUUUCCUCUGGCUUCUACCAGAUUGCUAGUCUAAUCAAGGGACCAGAACAGAUUGUAUUAUCCAAAUCCCCCAUCUUUGUCUAUCCCAACCCUCAGAGCACUGUUAUGAGCAGCCUCUAUGCUGAUGGCAAUAUAUUAUGGAACUCUGUUGCUCAAGCUGAAUCAGUGGCAUCUGUGCUAUUCAAUGACCACAUCUUUAGCAUUUUGCCUACCAGUAGAGGAAAAAGCCUGCAGUUCUUUGCUGCCCCAGUUCUAAUGCCCAGCCAGUUAUUUGUGGUUAUCCUUCCUCUUGUUUCACUUACAGAUGAUAUGGAGUACCGGUUACAGACAGUGCCCUACAAGGGCAGGAUGUGGUCAUCUGGAACCUUGAUCAAUCCAAUGGAUAUCCAACUUCUCCUGGUACCAGCUCACCGUGCAGGCAAAAAGUUUUCAUCCCUCUCUGCCACUGUUCCUCCAACUGACCUACCAUUCAUCCUCAAUGCCCUGGAUAUUACUGACACCUCAUUGGUGCAUGAAAUAAGGAGCUACACUGGCCACCUGAACCAUGCAUAUAGCCAUCAAAAAGUAGAGGCUGAUAAUUUAAUCAACAUAGUUAUCAAAUAUGUUCUAUCCCUCCCUCCCUUAGCUAAGGAUGAAUGUGGUCUUAUAUAUGUUACCAGCAUCUAUGGAGCCUGUAUACCUCUUGGAGAAGCACUUGGCUUUAAAUCUUACUUUGCAGCACUAUCAGAUCCCAUCAAGAAAGAUAUUCAAAACAAUUGGCACCAGGGGAAGGCCUUGGAAGAUCGCUGGCUGGUCUGUACCAAUGCAUAUUUUGAAGGGAUAGAUUUUGAGGGGGUUCAACAGGUGGUCAAUAUAGAACCCUUUGGCAUGACAGACCUUAAACAGCAAGAUGGUUGGGCAGGGUGGGAUGGAAAGUGA